Molecule: messenger RNA, 1499 nt
Organism: Pollicipes pollicipes
Lineage: Eukaryota; Metazoa; Arthropoda; Thecostraca; Pollicipedomorpha; Pollicipedidae
Product: jasmonoyl--L-amino acid synthetase JAR4-like
Exons: 3
Coding region: 21-1499 (492 amino acids)
Cellular component (GO): cytoplasm
Molecular function (GO): acid-amino acid ligase activity
Source: RefSeq, a predicted model, not a curated record
UGGAAAGCUAUGUCAACCGAAUGACAGACGGAGAAAAGUCAGCACUUCUCGGGGACGAAGAUCGCAUAUUCAUGUUCAUUAUAUCAUCAGGAACAACGGGCAAAAGUAAAAAAAUUCCUCUGUCGGAUCAGGGAGCAAAGGACAUGCAGUCUCAGCUAUACUAUGGUCCUUACCGGUGGUGUUUACAACGAGACCUCGUUCCGUGGAGUCUGAAGAAAACGAUGAGUGUCAACAAUGGCCACACUGUCCAGUACACCAAGUCAGGUCACGUAUUUGGCGUUGCAUCCAAUGUAUUUUUCUCAAAGGCGAUGACUUUGUUUGCACCUCUCUACACAAGCCCUGUCAUCAGUAUGCAGGUGAAGAAUGAAUUUGAAUCGCAAUACAUCCACACUCUCUUUGGGCUUCGAGACAAGCACAUAACUGUGAUUGCUACCGUCUUUGUUCAUAAUUUCCUUGGCAUGAUGCGCCGAAUGGAGGUCUUUCAGAAUGAUCUCGUAAACGACAUUCGUCGUGGUCGUAUCAAAGACGACCUGAACAUCUCUGAACACGUUCGUGCCGAACUGAAUGCACAGCUCACGCCCACGCCAGAAAGAGCCGAGGAAAUCAAAAAUGAAUUCGCGAAAGGUUUCAAGGGCAUCAUUCCACGGCUGUGGCCAGAUGUGAAAAGCAUCAGUGGUCUUUGGUCAGGAAGCACAAACGAGAUGUACUACAAGGAAGCCAAAGCUCUUACCGGUCCAGAUGUCCCUAUAGUCAGCUUCAUAUACAGCGCGUCAGAGGGCUUUAUGGGCUCCAACCUCGAGUGUACCCGCCCCGGACCGCCCAGGUACACUCUCAUUCCGGACGUUAUGUUUUUUGAGUUCCUGCCGAUUGUCAACGACCGCAUUCCCGAUCUGGACGAGAUCAACCCCAGGGAGCUCCUCCUCAGUGAGCAAUUGGAAUUGAACAAAACGUACGAGGUCAUCAUCACCAACUCCUCCGGCUUCUAUCGAUUCCGGCUCGGGGAUGUGGUCCGAGUGGUGGGCUUCUACCAGCAAGCUCCGCAGAUCGAAUUCCUCUUCAGGUCAGGCCAGAACCUGAACGUGAACGCAGUGAAAAUCUCCGAGGAGGUGCUUUUCCGCGCCCUGCGCGAGGCGGCAGACCGCUGGUCGUCCACUCUCAAGGACUACACGGCGGCCGGCAGCCAGUUCACGCCCAGUCAUCAGGGCCUGCUGGACCCGCACUUCCUCCUCUUCCUGGAGCUGGACGGCCCGGUCCUGACUGAGGAGCAGACGGGGUUGGUGGAUGAUAUCCUUCUGCAGCAGGAUGAAGAAUACGCCACAUUCCGGAAACUGGGGAGUAUCGCCAAGAUCCGGGUGUACCAAGUGCAGCCGGGUGCCUUCUCGCGCUUCCGUGCGCACCUGCUGGCGACCACGGACGUCACGGCCGACCAGUUCAAGAUGCCCAGAGUGCUGAAGAGCAGUGACAGGGUGGACUGGUUCCUCGAGAAUGUCCGCAACUGA